This is a messenger RNA of Phyllopteryx taeniolatus (common seadragon), 428 nucleotides long. RefSeq names its product protein preY, mitochondrial-like. Lineage: Eukaryota; Metazoa; Chordata; Actinopteri; Syngnathiformes; Syngnathidae. The transcript is spliced from 2 exons. The record is from RefSeq and is a predicted model, not a curated record. The coding region runs from base 63 to 404 and encodes 113 amino acids.
AGUUGCACUCAAACGUUCUUCCGGAAGUAAUUAGUUGACUCGUCUCACGCUCGUAAGUGGACAUGUUGCGGAAUGUUUGGGGUCGAAUUUUGACAGAGUCGGUUUUUGUUCAACGUAACGUUGGAUACACGCCUUCAAUUAUUCAGGCAGCUGUGUCUGCUUUGACGUCAGUGAGGAACUACUCGGAUGUGAAGGACGAAACGCAGCAGGCGUUUGACACGUCCCUGCUGGAGUUCUUGGUCUGUCCACUGUCCAAGAAGCCACUCAGGUUUGAAGCCACGACCAACGAGCUGAUCAACGACGAGCUUGGUAUCGCAUACCCCAUCAGAGACGGAAUCCCCAACAUGAUCCCACAGGAAGCCAGACUCGUACAGGAAGACUCAAACCCACCGGCACAAGGAUAGAAUUCCCCAUCGAUCUUGCAUCCU